CACGUGGGAGGGCGGAAUAUGUAACGACGAAAAGAAGGUGGUUCUCGUCAACGACAUCGCGAAUAUUUUUUACGCCUUGCCGAACGCUAUGUUCCAGCUCGCACGCCUGCUGGGCGCACCAGCAUCGUGCACACCAAAUUUUUCGAGACUGGGAGGUCGGAGUCACCCAUUCUUUCCCACAAACUGCACUAUGAACAGCAUUAGAACAUUUCUCAGACAGCUGAAACGAAAGAAUAGUAGCCAGGCAAGAGAAUGUUUCCGCAAAAAGUACAACAGCUCAGUCUCAUCGAACUUCUACAACGUCCUGCCAGGCAAGAUUGCAAACGAAGACGAGUACUGCAAGAAAGUUGGAGAUUUGCUGAAGGAACCACGAAACAGGGGCCUCUGCAGUCGAGAAGCAACACGACGGGUAUACGAGAGUCCCGAGCUAAAAAAUGUAACACACUCAAGAAAGAAACCGUGCAUCUUCGACUGCUGCAGUAUUUCGGAUAACCAGAAGCAAAUUACAUUUCAUACCAAUUUGGCUUUCGAUGGCAAGCCCUGUGGAGAAAAAGGCGACGGAAAAAUCUGCUUCUACGGCGUGUGCCUAUAGCCACUAAGCGCACCUCAUGACGAUGUCUAGCAUGCGGUCCUGGGCUGAGAAGCUUGCAGUUGCAUUUCCAGACUCGAAGCUGUACAUUUGAAAUCACUCCGACACUAUAAGGAGAAAUGUUUGCAAUGAAAAUAAUAAAGUGAAAGAAAACUCAUAAACAGU
This is a messenger RNA of Ornithodoros turicata, 754 nucleotides long. RefSeq lists its product as uncharacterized. Bases 89 to 592 code for a protein of 167 amino acids. The record is from RefSeq and is a predicted model, not a curated record. NCBI's taxonomy places the organism in Eukaryota, Metazoa, Arthropoda, Arachnida, Ixodida, Argasidae. The transcript is spliced from 5 exons.